This is a messenger RNA of Hevea brasiliensis (rubber tree), 1078 nucleotides long. Its product is annotated as mitochondrial import inner membrane translocase subunit Tim13. The transcript has 2 exons. The coding region runs from base 468 to 734 and encodes 88 amino acids. The record is from RefSeq and is a predicted model, not a curated record. Lineage: Eukaryota; Viridiplantae; Streptophyta; Magnoliopsida; Malpighiales; Euphorbiaceae.
GAAAAAAAAAAAAGAAGAAAUUCAUUGACCCAUUGACACUAUGAAAAUAUAAAAUUCCAAGGUCUCAAGGUUUGCGCCUUUGGAAUUUUUACCUAGCAGUUUCUUGGAAGAUUCAAUUCAUUGGAGGAGUUGUUUCCUACGUUUAAUAGUUGGACUUGGACCAAGACGCCAAGCCAGUAAAUCUCAGUUGUUGCUGCGCCCACACCCACUCUUGACUGUUCAGAAAUCAGACUUCAUAGGCACAAGACAUCUUCAGGCUGAUGACUUUCCAUGGGCCUAUUAUUGGUCCAUAGGGCCAUAUUGUUUGCAUUACAUGAAGUAAAGUUGGGGGCCUAUUCUUCAGGUUUAUGGCUUGUAUUUGCCUUUGCAAUUUUGCACACCUAUUGUAAUUCUAGGGUUUAUACAUGUCUCUGUUUCACCGCAGAAGAUAGUGUCGCACAUCGUCGAGAGAAGAGCAAGAAGCAGCGAUGGAUUCUUUUUCAUCACCGUCAAUUGGAUCAAGUUCGUCUAAUAUUUCAUCUUCGGACCUCAUGGACCAGUUGAAGACUCAGCUUGCCCAGGCUUAUGCUGAGGAGUUCCUCGAGACUGUUAGGGGGAAAUGUUUUGAGAAGUGCAUCACAAAACCAAGUUCAAGCCUCAGUGGGAGUGAGAGUAGCUGUAUCUCCAGGUGUGUGGACCGUUACAUAGAGGCUACUGGCAUCAUUAGCAGAGCUCUUUUCAAUGCACCACACUGAAUUUAGUAGAAAGUUCUCCGAAGAAUGCACCAUAUGAGAAGAUUUUGCUUUCAUACUUACUUGAAUCUCUAUCAUUUUACGAUGGGACAAUUUUUUCUUUGCAUUGAGUACUAGCUUAUGCUCAGCCAUGCUAAACUGUGUUCUACUCUGGGCUUGGCUUGGGCUAUUACAAUGUUAGUGGAUUCAGAGCUGUGUUAUAGCAAUUGUUUUAGCAUUCCACGAACAAUAAAUUUUGCAACUAUGAUUUGAGAAUGCUAAAAUAAUUUACUAAUAGUAUGAUGAAGAAGUGUUAAAACUACAAUCUCAACCGAGAUAUAAAUCCUGUUAGCCAAAUUUUCUUUCAA